GGACGCGGUGACGUCACCCGGCGUGAGGCUCAGCAGGGGUCGGGGUGGGCCCCGAGAGCAGUGGCAGGAAGGCUGCCCAGGCUUUCGGGCUGGGGGCGGAGGCGGAGGCGGCCGCCUCACGCUGGCACCGGGGCACCGGAGCCCUCGUCUGGUGUGCUGAGCUUCGCCGCUCAGGUGUGAGCAGGAAGCCCCGAGAUCGGUCCCAGGCUUGUCCGGGGGUGCCCAAAGCCUCCCUGACCAGGCUGGCCUGGGCCGGGACUGAAGGUCCAGAUGGACUCUCGCACGUCCCUGAGCAGUGUCUAGACCGCGCACUGUAGCCCCACACCUCGAGAUCCCAGCACAAAGACGGUGAGUGGCUAGGUCAUGCCCACUCCGUACCCUCAGCUCCACCACGGAAGAUGCUGCCAUCCGACCGGCGCACCCCUCGAGAGCCACGCCUGUCUCGGGACUUGGGUUUGGCCGCCCCAAAAGAAGGGGGUGGCGCGACCAGUCCCAAUCCGUGCAUGAUGUGAGAUGCGCCCAACUCACCCCAACUUACACAGCUUCCGAAGAUCUGGGACCGAAACCAGAGAUGCGAUGAUGCUUGACACCUCCAGGCCCUUCGAGGAGGAGGCAGUUUUGUUGAGAAACUUUGGCAUUCUAGGAGCUCCAGUUAGCGACUGAUAGAAAGUUAACCUUUACCAAGUCGUUGAGAGGUUGGACAACUGUCUGGUUACUGAAUAGCUCCAGAGAAUGGAGGGGACCCUUUCAGCACUAGGCAUUUUGGUCACCUUCUUUCCAUAGGAGAGCUAGACUUUCUAAUGUGCAGCUACCGAAAGACAAUGAACAUUCACUUACUUCAGUAAAGUCUGAGAAAAAGCGCCCAUCCACCAGUUGUACCGACCCCGAAAUGGGCACUGAAAGUGAUGCUUCUAGUGAAAGAGAGUGUGUGUAUUAUUACCAAGCUCAAAUAGGGAGUUCUUUCCUAGCUCAACCCACUGAGGAUCCAGGUCUAGCCCUAGAGGUGAGCAUGGAGCCACAAACAGUGACCCCUGGCAACUGGAAGCCCCCAUCCCAGGAAUCAGUGACAUUCAAGGAUGUGGCUGUGGAUUUCACUCAAGAGGAGUGGUACCUCCUGGACCCUUCUCAGAAGGCUCUCUACAGGGAUGUCAUGCUGGAAACAUCCCAGCACUUGCUUUCCCUGGGGCUUACAGUUCCCAAAUCAGAUCUGAUUUCCCAGCUGGACCAAGGGGAAGCACCAUGGAUGUUGGAACAAGAAGAGCAAAGUAAAUUCUGUCUAGAUGGGGAAACCACACCUCAGACCAAGGAGGCUUCCUGUGACUUUAAUUUGAAAGAAUCCUGGCAUUGUGAUAUCAAGUUAGAGAAUAGGCAACAUAAAUGGGGGAGUCACUCCAGACAAUUAAAAAUGAUCUUCAGGAAAACCCCAGGUGAAGAGAGAGAUGAUGAAUAUAAUAAAUUUAAGAGGAAUUUUACUCAAGGGUCAACCCUUUCUGCCCAACCAAGAGUCCCCAUAGGAAAGAUUCACCAUGAAUAUGACAAAAGUCAAAGGAGCUUUGGACAAUAUUCAGACCUAAUUCAGUGUAAGAAAUUCACCUCAGGGAAUGGACGUUCCAAAUAUCAUGAAUAUGGGGGCUGCUUUAAAGAGAAGAGAGAAUUCAUUCAGUGUCAGGAGAAGCAUGUGGGAGUGAAAGAUUUUCAAGGUAAUCACUAUGAGACAGCUUUCAGUUUGAUCCCUGACUUUAUUAGUCAACAGAAAAGUCCUCCUAGAGAAAUGCCUUCUAAAUGUAAUGAAGAUGAUACGGGCUUCAUCCAUCACUUGUCUCUUAGUUUACGUCAGAAAGGUCAUAUUAGAGGGAAAUUGCAUGAAUGUAAUCAGCGUGGGAAUACCUAUUUUCAAAGGGCAGAUCUUGUAAAAACUCAGAAAACUCACAGACCGGAAAAACCUUGUAGAUGCAAUAAAUUUGGGAAGGCCUUCCCCCAGGGAUUACCCUAUAUUUCACCUCAGAGGAUUCAUUCUGGAGAGAAACCUUACAAAUGUAAUCAUUGCGCAAAGGUUUUCAGAAAGCCCUCCCAACUUGCAGUACAUCAGAGGAUUCACACUGGAGAGAAGCCCUAUAAAUGUAAUGAAUGUGGGAAGGACUUCAGAUGGAGGGCAAACUUUAUUAUACAUGAGAGGAUUCACACUGGAAAGAAACCUUACAUAUGUAAUCAAUGUGGAAACGUUUUUCAAAAGCCCUGCAACCUUGCUGAACAUCUGAAAAUUCAUACUGGAGAGAAGCCAUAUAAAUGUAAUGAAUGUGGGAAAGCCUUCAUUCAAAGAGCAAAGCUUAUUGUACAUGAGAGGGUUCAUACUAGAGAGAAACCUUACAAAUGCACUCAUUGUGGAAAGGCUUUCAGACAGUCCUCCCAUCUUGCUGUGCAUCAGAUGAUUCAUACUGGAGAAAAGCCUUAUACAUGCAAUGAAUGUGGAAAGGCCUUCAGACAGAGCUCAUCCCUUAUGGCACAUCACAGAAUUCAUUCUGGAGAGAAGCCCUAUACAUGUAAUGAAUGUGGAAAGGCCUUCAGACAGAGAUCAUCCCUUAUGGCACAUCAUAGGAUUCAUUCUGGAGAGAAGCCCUUUAAAUGUAAUGAAUGUGAAAAGGCCUUCAGCCAGAAGUCAUCCCUUAUGGCACAUUACAGGAUUCAUUCUGGAGAGAAUCCGUAUACAUGUAAUGAAUGUGGGAAAUCCUUCAGCUGGAGUGCAAAUCUUGUUGCACACCAGAGGAUUCACACCGGAGAGAAGCCCUAUAAAUGUCAUGAAUGUGGGAAGACCUUUACUCGGAAGUCUUUUCUCACUGUACAUGAGAGAAUUCAUAAUGGACUGAAACCUUGUGAGUCUAUGUGAAGUGGAAAUACUUUUAACUGGAGAGAAGACCUUAAAAGAUACCAGAAAAUUGAUAUUGUUCAUGAAGUUAUAAGAUGUAAUGAAUUAAAUUAAAAUCUCAUGUUUGUCAUUUUUUGCUAUACAAUAAUAUUCUAGUAUAUUCAUAGACCAUAACUCUUCAGCCAUUCCCCAAUUGAUUGACAACCUUUUUAUCUGAAGUUCUAGCUACAACAAAAAUUGCUGCUGUUAAUAUUUUAAUGUAUAGUGGACCUUUUAAUCUUAGACUGUGAACUAAAAACUAUGAAUAUUUUAAUUAUUUUUCCUGGACAAUUUCUUGGGACUUUAAAAAAAUAAAAUGUGAUUUUUUUUGUAAUUAUGUGCUUGACAAAAUACCAGCAAAUGAGAAUUUUCAUUUUAAAAAAGGGAUUAUACAUGGAAACACAAAUUCCUAUUACAUACAACUUUUUGCAGUUUUUUAAAGAAAUAUAUUAUUUUAUCUUUUGUAAUGGCCUCUGUCCCUUAUUUGGUUAAGAAUGCAUCUCUUCCCCAUAGCUGUGAAAACUAUAUGAUCUCUUUCUCUAGUUUUUAAUGCUAUGAUGUUAACACUAAGGAGUAUGUAUCCACUGAGAAUUUAUUAUUGAAUUUGGUAUAAUAAUUUGACCUCUGCCUUCUUUCUAGUUUUCUCAGCAGUAUUUAAUGAAAUAGAUAGUAAUUUAUGUUUUCAGGAUUAUUUAACACUGGGUUCUGUUUAUUUCUGAUUCUUCCAUGUCUAGGCUAUUCCAUUGAUCUACUUCUCUGUGUUUUUUAAAUCAACACCAAAACAUUUAGAAGAUUGAUGAUUUAUGGUAUAAUUUGAGGUCUGGAUAUGUUAUUUCCCUCUUCAUCCCUACCUUUUUUUCCACUGUCUUCCUUCAUAUUUUAGAUCCUUCGUUUCUGCAAAAGAAUUUUAUUUUGCCAUGUCCUUUAACGUAUCUCUUUGAUAGUUUAAUUGGUGUAAGAUUAAAUCUAUAAAUUAACCUUGUUAAUAUUGUUGUUUUUAUCAUAUUAGCAUGGCCUAGCCAUUAGCAAUGAAUAUUUCUCCAUCUAUUAAAUUUAUUUUUUCAUUGCUGUUCAGAAAUGGAAGGUCCAUGGGUGGGAUAUAUUGCAUAUAUUUUCAGAUUUUUUUAAUCUGUUUGUCAGUUUUCCUAAUUUCCCACUUUUUUCUUUUUAUUUUUUAAAAAUAUUUGUUAUGUCAGUUGACUCUUGGAGAAGGGGGAGGAAUAAAAGGGAAGAUUAUGGUGUGAAAAAGCAAUAAAAAUUUAUUUUUAAAAAUAUAAAAAUGUAUAUAAAAUAUUU
This is a messenger RNA of Trichosurus vulpecula (common brushtail), 4198 nucleotides long. RefSeq names its product zinc finger protein 879-like. Gene Ontology annotation, biological process: regulation of transcription by RNA polymerase II. The record is from RefSeq and is a predicted model, not a curated record. Lineage: Eukaryota; Metazoa; Chordata; Mammalia; Diprotodontia; Phalangeridae. The transcript is spliced from 5 exons. Gene Ontology annotation, molecular function: DNA-binding transcription factor activity, RNA polymerase II-specific; RNA polymerase II cis-regulatory region sequence-specific DNA binding. Bases 890 to 2884 code for a protein of 664 amino acids.